AUGGCGUUCACUACGCCCGCAUUCGUCCCUAUGAACCCACCUCUCCCCAUUGAGCCGCCUCGUCCUUGGCCUGCCUCGGACGGUACGGAUAUCCCUCUUUCUGAGUUCAUUCAAGACAUCCUGCCCAAGGCAAAUGAUCCUCAUGACCCUCCUCCCUUCCAGCAUGGUAGUGCUGUUGACCCCCCCACUCUUCGUGUUGGCGUUCCCAACACCAUUCUCUUAUUCCCCGGUUCCUUCAACCCUCCCCACCAUGGCCAUAUGAAGCUCCUGAAGCAGGUCAUGGAGGGGGUCGGCAAGGACCUGAAUGUCAUCGGUGCAAUUAUCAUCAUCGACGAUGAUGAGAGGCUGGCCGAGAAAGCCAAGAACGGCGACUUGAACCUCAAGUUCUCGCAGAGACACCGCGCUCGUUUGUGGCAUGGCGAUCGUCGUCCGCCUGUCGAUUGGGUUUGGAUCUUUUCUCACCCGGAGAGCAAGUGGUGGAAGUUCCGUUCUGAUUUGGCCGAAAAGGCCAAGAAAGACAAGUACGACAUUCGCUUUAUCCAUCUCGUUGGACCGACUCAGAUUACGGGGGACUCCCUCCCCGAUACCAAGACUUGGUCUUGUGACUACAUGAUCACGUCGGAUACGGAUUACAAACCGGGCCAAAUGGGUGUCUUGGACGUUCCGUCUGACAAAGCUUAUGAAUGCAGCCCUUGGAUUCGGGCCGGCAGUGUGAACAAUGAUAUCCACCAGCUUGCUUGCGCCAAGUUCAACGUUGACCCGACCGUGGCCACGCCCUACGCUUUUCUGCAGUACAUUCACAAUGAGUCGCAGCGCAUCGGCGCCACGGCCUUGAGCAAUUGGGUCUGCGAGCGUCGCGAGUAUCCUUUCGGAACGAUCCGCUACGUUCCAGCAGUCAGCGCCGAUGAGAAGCGAGGCAUUCAGUCUGAGCAUGUUCGGAAGUUGAUCGUUGACACCGAUGUUAAGAAGUUCCUCCAUAUCUAUCCAGCUCUCGCCGCGGCGGUUCCAGAGCCCAGGCUGAUGCUCCUGUUCGUCCGUGAUAUUCGGGCCAUGGAGAAUCCUCAUCUGUAUUUCACGAUUUUCCCACCCACUCCCAGAACGCCCGGAAAUUCGUCCAAGAAACCGGCCAAGAAGUCCCCCAAUGAGGCCUCCAAGAAACCCCUCGGCGCUCGAAAGAGAUUCAAGGACAGCGAGAGGACCAACAGCGGUCCUCACCGAGAGACUAAGAAGGCCAAGUAUGAUGACUUCGAGUACGAAGCUCUCAAUGAAUUGAAGAGGGUCAUCAACCGUGACAAGACCGAAAACCUUCAUGCCAGUUCUUGGCGCUCGGGCUGGAUCCCUCUCGGCGAUUUCGCUUAUCUCGCUGAACUCAGCAAGGUAUUUGAUGAUUCAUCCGGCGACGAGAAGAAGCCCAUGCCGGCCGAUGUGCCGGCCGACGUGGAUAGCCCCGUACAACAGCGCACGGCUCGUCGCAAGGCUUUCGCUGCCGCUGCCGCUGCCGCUGCCUCUUCCGAUACACAGGCCGGCAAAAUGAAGGCUGUCACGACCAUGUCUAGCAAGAUGGCUUUGAGGUCGAAGGCUUCGGUUUCGGGUCUUAGUGACAACUACUAUGCCGAGCUCGCAGAGGCGGCCUCUGUUGGUCAUGACGGUCAGCCCGCUGGAAUGACUGAUUCGACCACGACCACCAAGGUCUUCGCCGUCAAGGCGUCGUCUGAUGGCCAGGCUCCACGGACCCCACCUGCCCAGGUUACCUCGAAUGAGCCAUCCAAGGGAAGUGCCGGCGAGCUAGCCAAGACAGAGAUGAACAUCGAUGGAUCUCAGCCGUUCAACAUCGUCGACUGGUCCCAUCCUAACGGGGGUGUCUACCUGCGGGGUCCCCCCGGACAGCAAUCUUGA
This is a messenger RNA of Scedosporium apiospermum, 1896 nucleotides long. RefSeq lists its product as uncharacterized. Bases 1 to 1896 code for a protein of 631 amino acids. Gene Ontology annotation, biological process: biosynthetic process. The transcript has 2 exons. The record is from RefSeq and is a predicted model, not a curated record. Gene Ontology annotation, molecular function: catalytic activity. NCBI's taxonomy places the organism in Eukaryota, Fungi, Ascomycota, Sordariomycetes, Microascales, Microascaceae.